Messenger RNA from Aureobasidium musti, 477 nucleotides. Lineage: Eukaryota; Fungi; Ascomycota; Dothideomycetes; Dothideales; Saccotheciaceae. The record is from the annotation of a GenBank genome assembly.
AUGGGCGCUAUCUCGAAUCUCAUCCCUCUCAUCAUUCUCUUCGUUGUCGUCGGCGCAUUCGCUUUCGUCGGCUAUCAGGUCAGACUAUCCUCACUUCACAACCGCCUAAACGCGACAGGUGCUGACACAGCCCAACAGAUGUACCUCUGGACCAACGAUCUCGCCAACCAAGGAAAGAAGACCAUGGAGAAGAAGAACGUCAUGUUCACAAAAGACGGCAUGAAGGUCGGAGUCAAAGAGAUGAGCGAGGAAGAAUACGCAGACAGAACACAGAGGUGCGUUUCUUCACUCCUUGCACGCGACAGACCAACACAGUACACCAUCUUUGCGAUCCUUGAGCCUUUUGCUGACUGGAAGUUGCGGAUNAGCGUGUUGGUCAACACAUGGAACCAGACUUCCUUCCCUGCAUACAAGAGCAGGCUUUGGAACAUGGAGGGACAGGCUAAAAACAAGGCAACUUCUUCCGGUAGAGCUUGA